Molecule: messenger RNA, 345 nt
Organism: Arctia plantaginis
Lineage: Eukaryota; Metazoa; Arthropoda; Insecta; Lepidoptera; Erebidae
Source: the annotation of a GenBank genome assembly
AUGAAAUUCAUCAUUUUAAUCGCUUGUGCUUUCUUCGCCGUGGCUCUAGCCGCUCCAGCCGAGACGCAACCCGAACCUGUGAAGAUUUUACGUUCGGAUAUUAAUCAAGAAACCGAUGGCUCCUACAGUGUUGUUAUUGAAACUGAUGACGGUUACAAGCGUCAGGAAAAUGGUGAAAUCCGGGAGGUCCCGAACGAAGAGGGCAAGCUCGUUAAAGUCAUAGUUGUGCGCGGCUCUUACGUCUACAACGACCCUAAUGGCCAACCCCAGAGCAUCACCUACAUUGCUGACGAGAACGGUUUCCAAGCUGAGGGCCCCUCCAUUCCCAAAAACCCCGAACCUUAA